GUGAUGAGUCUCUGGACCGAGCACCGGAACCCGGAAGGGCGUACAUAUUGGUUCAACACCCAGACGAGGGAGAGUGUAUGGGAGAAACCAGAUGACUUGAAGACGCCGUUCGAGAAAGCCCUGAACCAGACCAAAUGGAAGGAGUACUUCUCCGGCGGGCGGAAAUAUUACUAUAACACGGAGACGAAGGAGUCGAAGUGGGACAUGCCAGACGAGUUGCUCUUGUUGUUAGAAAAAGUCGAAAAGGAUGGGCCUGCCGCGCAACCUGCCUCAUCACUCGUCCCGACCGGCGCAGGCUUCGCCCCGGUCUCUAUGCAAGGUGCCCCCAACGCUCUAGGCGGGACUGACACAUCCUCAUUCGCCCCCGGUCAACAGCCCCCACUCAACGGACAAAACGGUGCCGUGGGCAUGCAUACCGGCGGUCUUCCGUUCAGCGCCACCAGCAUCCUUCCUGCUCGCCCCAAUCUGCCUGAUGACCCCGUCAUCCCCCACAACGGUUUUGCCACGGUCGAGGAAGGAGAGAAGGCGUUCACUCAUCUCUUACGCAAGGCGGGUAUAGACGGGAACUGGACGUGGGAUAUGACGAUGAGAGCCAUCAUCACUGAUCCUCUCUAUAAAGCGCUGAACACCCUGGCCGAGAAGAAAGCGACAUGGCAGAAGUAUGUGGACGGGCUGCGUGCUAAGGAGCAGGAGGAGCGCGAAGCUCGCCUUACCAAGCUCCGCCCGUCUCUCCGCAACAUGCUUAAGGGCAAUCCCAACGUCUUCCACUACACCACGUUCGCCACUGCAGACAGACUGUUUGCCCAACAUCCCAUUUGGCAACAAGGCAAGAUUGAGGCCGAGCGAAAGCUCAUUUUCGAAGAGUACGUCGAUGAGCUGAAACAGCGCGAAGUGCAAGAGACUCGUGCAGCUCGAUCACGUAGCAUCUUGAAGAUCGUGGCGCUCUUCAAGAGGAUGGACGUGGACGUCCUCACUCGGUGGCGGCAGGCGUACCACAUGGUACUCGAGUCUGAGGAGUGGAAGGAGGAUCCCGAGCUCCAGAAGCUUCCUACGCUAGAUGUCCUCCUGGCGUUCGAGGACUAUAGCCGUGUGCGGGAGCGUGAGUUCGAGGAACAGAUGCGCCGGCGUCAGGUCGAGAAGACUCGCAAGGAGCGCAAGGCGCGCGAGGCUUUCAGGGGUUUGCUGAACGGUCUUGUCGAGUCCGGAGAGAUCAAGGCGCGCACCAAGUGGAAGGACGUAUAUCCCAACUUCUCCACGGAUGAGCGCUACCUCAACAUGCUCGGCAACCCCGGCUCGAACCCCAUCGAGCUCUUCUGGGAUAUCGUCGACGCGCUCGACCAGAAGCUCGAUGGAAAGAUUGAAAUCGCGAUGGGUGCUAUCAAACGCCACAACAAGGCGCUGGAAGACAGCGCGAAGGUGUCAGAGAUGCAGACUGACGAAGGCGCAGAGGCUACUGAAGGCACUGCUCAGGCGGAGGGCUCUUCUGUCGAGUCGCGACCCCAACUUUUCGAGGUCGGCCCGGAGACUACAGGGGAGGACUUCGUCGCCGUUGUCAAGGCCGAUGAAGAUGAGGGUGUCAAGGCUCUCACCGACGAGGAUCUGAAGGAGAUCUACGACUCGCUGCACCAGGUCGCUCUGAAGAAGCAGGCGGAAGAGAAGCGCCGCGCGGAGAGGAAGCAGAGGCACCUGCAGGAUGACCUGCGUUACGCACUGAAGAAGGUCCCCGAGCUUCACGACGCCGCUCUGUCAUUUGAAGAGGCGUUGCCGUUCAUUCAAGAGCUCGCUGAAUUCAAGGCUGUUGAUGACGACGAGGGCAGGAAAACUGCGUUCGCCAAGUUCGUAAAGAGGCAGAAGGAACGGCUGCGAGAGCGCGAACGUGAAGCUUCCGAAGACGGCGCCUCGACCACUAGCAGGAAGAGGAAGGAGCCCGUAAAGGAGCGCGAACCCGAGCGUGAGAGGGAACGUGAGCGCGAGCGGGACCGCGACCACCGGGAUCGCGACCGAGACAGAGACGUCGACCGGGAUCGCCACCAUGACCGCGACGGUAAAAGUGAGCGGCGCGAGAGAGACCGUGACAGUCAUGGGCGCCAUGCUUCGAGGGACCACGGUCGCGAGCGUGAAUACACCAAGGACAAGCCGUACUACAAGGACCGCGAGCGCGAGCGCGAACGGGACAGAGACAGGGACCGGGAUCGGGACUACUACAGAUCAUCGAGGCACCGCGACUAUGACAGGGACGAACGCCGAAGCGAUCGCCGGGGCUCGCGCACUGAGUGGGAUGAUGCGUACAGCGCUCACGACGCCGCCCCUGCCCCUGCUCCCGCUCCUGCGUUCAGGGAGAGGGCGAGGAGCACGUCGCUCUACAAGGAGGCCGACCCGCGCGAGAAACGUGAUCGCGGCGCGUAUGAGGAUCGGCCGUUUGAUGAGAGGGCGGAAAAGAGGCCACGCUACAGCAACCCGCCGGAAGCACUUCCGGUGGAAAAGGCCGCACCUGUCGAACCGCCACCGCGUGCAGAGACUCCCGAGGAGGGCGAGAUAUAAUGAUCGUCACUAUUAGUCCUAUGCUUGUAUGCUAUGAGAUCCGUGGUGAAUGCUAGUUGCAAUACUAUGACGAGGCGUUCUCUACAAUGUCGAUAGGACCGAUGCGCAAACGCGUGUACGUCUGCUUGUGGUCGACCGUCCUCUCGUAACCCUUUCUCCUCUUCUUCUUGAAGAUGUGCUCCAUCUUGCCCUUCGUAUGUUCGACGACCGUCGCCUCUACUCGGACCUGCUCCGGAGGAAUGGUCGGGCUGCCGCGGACGGUGUAUUCGCGAGAGCCCAGCUCGUGGAUGUCGGACAGCUUGAUAACGUCGCCAACUUUUACGUCUUUGAGACGCGGGACGGUGAGGAGGUCGCGAGGCGUGAGGAGGUAUUUUCUGCCGGCCACGCUGGCGACGACAUAGUGCGAGGGCUGCGAGCGAAUUAACGAGAGCGCGCCGGGGGUAGUCGUGGGCACUGUCUGGGUGUGCAGCCCGCGGGUUGCGACCGCACGGAGAGUGGGUCUGAGGAGAGAUGCCAUGGCCGGCAGCG
Molecule: messenger RNA, 3069 nt
Organism: Trametes versicolor FP-101664 SS1
Lineage: Eukaryota; Fungi; Basidiomycota; Agaricomycetes; Polyporales; Polyporaceae
Exons: 14
Coding region: 4-2541 (845 amino acids)
Biological process (GO): mRNA cis splicing, via spliceosome
Cellular component (GO): U1 snRNP; U2-type prespliceosome
Molecular function (GO): RNA binding; protein binding
Source: RefSeq, a predicted model, not a curated record